Messenger RNA from Cercospora beticola, 1258 nucleotides. RefSeq names its product Mpv17/PMP22 family protein. Gene Ontology annotation, cellular component: membrane; cytoplasm. The record is from RefSeq and is a predicted model, not a curated record. Lineage: Eukaryota; Fungi; Ascomycota; Dothideomycetes; Mycosphaerellales; Mycosphaerellaceae.
GAACUGGCGCGUGCACCUCCGUUGCCGUGUCGGCCAACUCCAUGUGCCGCUUCAGGCAAUAAACAACGCAUCCUGCUUAUCGCGCCAACCUCCUCCACCUCUCUCUUCGCUUGGACCAACGGCUCUGUGCCCCGAACCUGCCCCAGGAACCCUCUCUGCUUCGCUGGCCCGAUCUCAUCGCGUCGACAUUCGGUGAACACGCCCGGUCGCGUCUCGCGCUCCCCACUCCCACCGCCGUCAUGUCGCAAGUCAAGUUCGAGCAAAAGGAGACAAUCCGCACGACCACGGGUGGUAAGGCCGCGCCCUCUCCGCCGGCUGGCAAAGAAGACUUCGCGCAUCGCGUGGGUGAAGCCAUCACCAAAGGUGGCAGCCCGGAUGGAUACCUUGCGUGGUAUCUCAAGAAGCUGCAAGAUGACCCUCUGCGUACCAAGAUGAUCACAUCUGGAACACUGGCAGGAGCUCAGGAGUUUCUCGCGUCCUGGAUCGCGAAGGACCGCAGCAAGCACGGUCACUACUUCACCAGCCGUGUGCCCAAGAUGGCUGUUUACGGUGCUUUCAUCAGCGCUCCGCUGGGGCAUGUCAUGAUCUCAAUUCUGCAAAAGCUGUUUGCAGGCAGGACGAGCUUGCGCGCCAAGAUUCUGCAGAUUCUCGUCUCAAACCUCAUCAUCUCGCCGAUUCAAAACGCCGUCUAUUUGACCUCAAUGGCUAUCAUUGCAGGCGCACGAACCUUCCACCAGAUUCGAGCCACUGUAAAAGCUGGAUUCAUGCCAGUCAUGAAAGUCUCAUGGAUAACUUCGCCAAUCGCCCUCGCAUUCGCGCAGGCAUUCCUGCCAAAUGAAGUCUGGGUCCCCUUCUUCAACCUGAUCGGCUUCAUCAUUGGUACAUACAUCAAUGCACACACCAAGAAGAAGCGACUGCAAGCUCUGCGAAGGAAGUACCAGGACAGUGGCCGAACGAGCGACGGAAGGAGUGAUUAUCGCCCAGGAGGUCCUCCUGGUGCAUACUAAGUUGGUAUAUUGCCCCGCCGUGGAUGAGUGGACUGCAAAAUUUGGGUUUCCACGAUCACGUGGUGUUGUGCCAGACAGAAUUUGAACGAUGAUGUGUUGCACGGAUGAACGACUUGUAAUUAUGGCAUGCUCAUUAGUGCUUCCAGGUGAGAGCGUACAUAGUUAAACGAAUUUGUUGACACUGCGAGCAGGCGACACUAUUCACGUAAGUUUACAGCGGUGACUGCGAAAACAAACCCAUUGGAUAACGA